Messenger RNA from Mycotypha africana, 2550 nucleotides. RefSeq names its product kinase-like domain-containing protein. Gene Ontology annotation, molecular function: protein serine/threonine kinase activity; ATP binding. The coding region runs from base 148 to 2550 and encodes 800 amino acids. The record is from RefSeq and is a predicted model, not a curated record. Gene Ontology annotation, cellular component: cytoplasm. The transcript is spliced from 10 exons. NCBI's taxonomy places the organism in Eukaryota, Fungi, Mucoromycota, Mucoromycetes, Mucorales, Mycotyphaceae. Gene Ontology annotation, biological process: regulation of MAPK cascade; intracellular signal transduction; protein phosphorylation.
CAUAUCUUGUAGUUAUUUUAAAUCGUUACUUUUCUCUUCCUUUCUUAUAUUCUCGUUUAGGCACUGUGUAAAUAAACAACGACGUAAUAUAAACAACGCACAAGAUUUCCCUGUACCUGAAUUCAAAAAGUGAACAGUAAUCGGGUCAUGACGGAGAUCAAAAAGGAUGGUUUUCUUCAGGUGAAAGAAGAUGGUUUAAGAGCUUGGAUUUGGUCAAGACGCUAUGUUGUUCUACGUGAACAAACCAUUACCUUCCAUCGUAACGAGCAAACAGGGCAUUGCGUAGCUUUGCUUUAUUUGCGAGAUAUCAAUUCAGUGUCUAGAUCAGAAUUGAAAUCGCAUUGUUUUGAGCUAUCUACAAAAGCCAAGUCCUAUUAUUUUGCCUGCCGUAAUGACGAAGAACUCUACUCUUGGAUGGACGAAGUCUACAAUAGGACACCUUUAGGUAGUUCUUGUCCAACAAAUUUCGUUCACGAAGUUCAUGUCGGAUUCGACCCCAACACAGGUGCAUUUACGGGCAUACCACAAGAAUGGAAUGCUUUACUGAAGGGCUCCAAAAUUACACCUGAAGAUGCACUUAAAAAUCCUCAAGCUGUGUUGGAAGCACUCAAUUUCUUCACAGACCACACUAAUAGAAGCAGCAAUAAUAAGUCUUAUGGCGAUCAUAAUUGCUCUCAACGUGAAAGUAAAACUAUUCAACAGGAAGAAUCAAAACAACCGAUGCAAGAACAAAGACAAAAGAGUAUGACGGCACAUUGUGAUCUGUCUUAUCAAGAUGAACUGGUUAACAACAAGGUGUCUGAUCCUAAACCAAGUAGGUCGGCACCUGCUCCAAGGCACGAAGAAAAAAUUUUACCUCCUAAGCCUAUAUCAAAAUCAAAGGUUCAACAAUUGGAGCUUCAACUACCUAGUCUAGAUCUAAAUGGUAAUAAGAAGCGAAAAAGUAUCGAAAAAGGGAUAAGCAGCAAACAACAACAGAAAAAGCAACAGACGAAUGUAACUGAACAACUGCAACAGCCGCUAAACCGUACAUUGCCACCUGAGAUAACAUUUCCUGCUACUAACACGACUGCUAACACUGUCAAUAAUGGACAUAUUAUCGACUUUAGCAAGCCACUACCAGUGACUCUCCCAACGACAGCAACAAGAUCAUCAGCGGCUGUUGUAACUCCUAUAUCUCCAAUACCUGAUACAGCUAGUCCAGGGAUAACAAUCAACGCCAUAAUACCAUCGCGGAUGGCUCCGUCUCAACCUUCACAAAAACAGUCUAAAAAAAACGCUAAUACUAAUCAUAGACGGAUCCUAACAUCAGAGGAGAAAAAAGCACGAUUCGAAAGAGAGAAGGAAAAGUUGAAGCAAGCAGCUGCUUUUUUAAACCAAGAUAAAAAAUUAAAUAAGCAUACCACUACCAAUAACAUGAUAUUGAUGCAACCGGAUUCGGGGGCAACUACAGCGGCCACCUUGGCCUCUGCUGCUGCAACAACUGAAAAAAACCAUCCCUUUAAAGUCUUCAAUAUGAGUAAUAACAAAAAAAUAUUUCCAAUCAACACUUCUUUACUACCACCUCAACCUCAACCACAAGCAUCAACACCUGUACCAACCACCAUGAAUCAAAAUAUUGAACUAGAUAAUGAAUUCGAAGCACAGCAGAAUGAAGAAAUGCUAAAUAGUGCUGACGCUCAAGCAUUAGCAAAACUUCGCUCUGUAGUUACGACAGGAGAUCCGCAUUACAUCUAUAAGCGUGCGAAACGAAUUGGACAAGGGGCUUCCGGAUCAGUUUACCUCGCAAAUCAUAUUAAUGAUAAUACAAAAGUAGCCAUUAAACAAAUGGAAUUAUCAAAGCAAUCGAGGCUUGACUUGAUUGUCAAUGAAAUUAUGAUUAUGAAGGAAUCCCAUCAUAACAAUAUUGUUAACUUUCUGGAUUCGUUUCUUGUUCGCGGUGAUUUAUGGGUUGUCAUGGAAUUUAUGGAGGGAGGCGCGUUAACAGAUGUCAUUGAGAACAACGAGAUGACAGAAGAACAAAUUGCCACUGUGUGUUUAGAGACGGCAAAAGGAUUGGAACAUUUACAUUCGCAAAAUAUCAUUCAUAGAGAUAUUAAAUCUGACAAUGUUUUAUUGGACUUUCAGGGCCAUGUGAAGAUCAGUGAUUUUGGUUACUGCGCAAAAUUAACAUCGCAGAAGAGUAAGAGAGCGACCAUGGUUGGUACACCUUACUGGAUGGCACCUGAAAUUGUCAAACAAAAAGAGUACGGUACAAAAGUAGACAUAUGGUCAUUAGGUAUUAUGGCCAUCGAAAUGAUUGAAAAUGAGCCACCUUAUUUGGACGAAGAGCCUUUGAAGGCAUUGUAUCUUAUCGCGACAAAUGGGACCCCCUCUCUUAAAAAUGCAAAUAAAAUCUCAAGGGAGCUUAGUAAUUAUCUCGCUGUCUGUUUGUGUGUGGAUGUACAAGUACGUGCUACUGCAGCACAAUUACUUGAGCAUGCCUUUUCAAAGAAAGCUGGACCAGCGAACAAGUUGUUGCCACCACUCUUAAAAUUCAGAAAGAAAUAA